CAAUGCCACGCAAAUUUCCUCCUUGUUGUUGUCGUCGAGCGUCGCUCAUCAACGUCAACAACAUCAGCAGCGUCAACAACAUCAGCAACAUCAGCAGCAGCAGACAACAACAACAGCAGCAGCAACAACAACAACAACAACAACAACAACAACAACAACAGAAGCAACGUUAUCGGCAACUGGAGGAAGAGCACGGUGUGCGAGAGCAAUUGGUCCGGGACGCCGAGUACGCCAGUAACGGACAUCACCGUCGCCGUCACGAAGAACAACAACAACAACAACAACAACUACUACAACAGCAGGAAGACCAAGGUCGCGAGCAACGAGAGGUGGAAGAAUCGUCGUAUCGAGAUCGCGGCGAAGCCGUUUUCGAAUCCGAAUCGACACAUCCUUACAACGAAUAUAGCUGGGAGAUGAACCAAAUAAAUCCUUGGUUAUCGGCCUGCGAUCUGGCGGGCCCAGCGCCGGCCGAUCUUCAGGGUAGCUGCGGUCCACCGGAAGUACCGAAAUAUUGUCCGGUCGCCUGUGUGGCAAGCUCGAAGGGAAACGGCGGUAAUGGAAACGAUGCCGAGUUCGUCGAGGUGAUCGAAAAGGUCAGGGUCACCGGAAGGAAUUGUUAUUGGUCGACCGGUGGAAAGAAGGAGGCAACGACAAAGACAGCAGUGGCGGAAUCGGAACGGUUCGACUCGAGUUCGAUAAAGUCGUCCGGGACGGACGGCGGUGAGGUGGCGAGUGACAAAAAGGGAAGGACCGAUCGAGAGAAAGCCGAGGGCGUACGGAUGGAUCCGGAACAGUGCCUUUUUUAUCUCGAGGAGUCACAUAAGAGGGACAUCUGUCGGGAUGAUUUUGGCCGGACCAGUACGCGAAGUUUUUUAACCCCGAGGGAGAAUCGAUAUUGGUUCAUGAGCGGGUUGCGUCUGCGGCACUGCUGCGACCACGCGGUGGUCAACGCCCUGGCACCUGGCAAGGGUGGUCCGCUCGAGAAUGUGCUAAACGGUGGCCAGAAGUGCGUCGAUGCCCUGGACAAGCUGUUGCACGCCGAUGUGUUAGCCGCAAGAUUGCAUUGUGAGUUCGAGGAAGUGCUCGCGCGAUACGACUGUGCACAGCCCUAUUCGGUCAUCUUCAACUGCACCCACUGCAAGGAAGCGUAUAGGAAAUGGGUGUGCAGCUCCCUGGUGCCUUACUUUGCUCAUGGGGAACCACAGGACUUGAAUAGCUCCAACAACUGGGCCGGAAGCAGACUUAGGCCCUGUCGGUCCUUUUGCCAAUCCGUGGAGCAACGUUGUCCCUAUUUACUUCCGGGUGAUCGUGCUCCCGCCUAUCCCACGCAAUACGCCGGCGAACCCACUUUUCUUUGCAGAGAUCCGAAUAUCCCCGAGACCGGAGAGCAAGCCGCGAGGGCAUUGCACAGCAGCGAAGAGAACGAGUGCUGCUUUCACGCGUGUUCCGAGGAGUUGCCGGGAUCGGGUAUUUGCGCGAAUUGCACGGACAAGGAACCACGGAGACGCGGCAACAACCACGAUCCUCCAACGGCACCCCGUUGCGAAAUUAAUCCCAUUCGACCGGCUUCCACAGGUGGAGGAUACGAAGAAUCGGGAUUCACGGACAGCAGCCUGGAGCGCGAACAGAGACACGACUCGUCCACUUACUCCGCAGCUGCGUCGAUUUCGAGUACGGGGCGGCAACAGGGAACGUUGGUGUGCGGAACCGGCGAUGGCGUCGACUCGAUCGCCAGCGUUUCCUCCUCCGAUCGAUCGGCAGCUUCGAUCCUUCCGCAACUCUUCUGGCUAUGCUCCGUUUUAACCAGCAUCCUCGGCAACGUUCGAACGAUUCCCGUCCUCUGGAUCGUCAAGAUCCUUCUGUGGCCGGUCGUGCCGCUCGAUGGCAACGAGGGUAGCGAUGGUCGCGAUCACCGUGCUAAUCGUUGCGGUAGCGAAUCAAAGUCGAAGAAAACGAGCGGCCUGAUAGACAUCGUCGUCUGGUUGCGCCGUUGCUUUCGCGGCAACUACGUCGGCGCGCGUUACCGUGCGAACCGGUUGCUGGAAAAGUGGAUAUCGACGACAAUGACGGAGACGGUGACUGCGACGUGUCGUGCCUCACCGAAAUGCGGCAAACCGGUAUAA
Messenger RNA from Bombus impatiens (common eastern bumble bee), 2123 nucleotides. RefSeq lists its product as uncharacterized. Gene Ontology annotation, biological process: calcium ion import across plasma membrane. Lineage: Eukaryota; Metazoa; Arthropoda; Insecta; Hymenoptera; Apidae. Gene Ontology annotation, cellular component: plasma membrane. The record is from RefSeq and is a predicted model, not a curated record. Gene Ontology annotation, molecular function: stretch-activated, monoatomic cation-selective, calcium channel activity. The transcript is spliced from 5 exons. The coding region runs from base 3 to 2123 and encodes 706 amino acids.